Messenger RNA from Sipha flava (yellow sugarcane aphid), 2216 nucleotides. RefSeq lists its product as uncharacterized. The coding region runs from base 606 to 1046 and encodes 146 amino acids. NCBI's taxonomy places the organism in Eukaryota, Metazoa, Arthropoda, Insecta, Hemiptera, Aphididae. The record is from RefSeq and is a predicted model, not a curated record. The transcript has 3 exons.
UUAUCACAUAAUUGUUAUCAAUAGAAUAUCACUGAAUAAAUUGGAGGGAAAAAAUGAAAUUAUUAAUUCGAAUAUUAAGGUAAAUCGGUUUAAACUGUGCAUGUAAACGUUGCCACGUAAACUGGUUUGGUGGAAGUGUAUUAUCCUAAUACGGUAUUACUAUAGUAUGUAUACUUGUGACCUAAUUCGAAUUGAUUCAAUACGAAUCAAAUUAAUACGAAUUAAUGGAUGCAUGUAAACGUAGUAUAUAUAUGAAGAGGCGUCAGUUAUUCGUCAGAAAUUCACGAGAGUGCAUCGAUUGUUAUUUAUUAUGUUUUUGUUCGUCCGUUCUUUUAUUCAUUGCAGUAUGGUUGGUAUUGCAUACGAAACAGUGGUAGGUGAGAAAAGCAAAGCUGCCAGUCCUAAGCCUGGAGAAAAUGUGAAGGAAAAUAUUACUGCCAAAUAUAUCAUAGUUACAGGUAGUAGGACGGAAUUCAGAUAUAGUUGCUCCGCCUCACAGUGGUCUGUAUUGUAAAUUAGCAUGCCAAAACCUAUUUUUAAAAGUUUAGCGAUCUGUGCGGUGUGCAUGUACUUAAGUUAUAAUUUUUCUUUUUGAAACCUAAAGUAUGGACAUUUUUGCAGAAGCGAGUUGUAGUCGUGAUUUUAGAAAUCAGAAUUUCACUUACAAUGAUUUAUUUAAUUUAUUACGGGGAAACGGAUCACUAAAUCCCCAGUCCAAACACUCCAGAGAAUUUUUGUUUAAAAAGUUAUGUGAGAAGUAUGAUGGGAAAAAUUGGAUGCUUGAGUACUCAAAUAAAAUAAAUGCUGGCUUAAAUAGUUAUACGAUGGUUUUAUCACGAAAAUGGAUACAAUGUAAUAGAAAUAUUCACAUUUUUAAUAAAAAUAACAGUGCAUGGCUAAAAACAAUAUUUAACUUACCUGUGAAUAACGUAUGUACAAAAUAUAAUGAUAAAAAUCAAACAGGUCGUCCGUCAAAAGAAUUUUUGGAAUGUUCUGAAAGAACUAAAAGACAAAAAGUACUACCUAUUAUUCUUCGCCGGAAUUAGUGUUGGCAUUAUCAACUAAAUUUCAAAAGUCGGGAAAAAGAAGUGCUGCUUUACUUCUAAAUGAUUCUUUGGCAUCACCAACAAGAUCUACCAAAAUUAAAAAUAUAAUUACUAACGUAGAUCAUAAUAAAACUAUUACAUAUACUGCCAAUGAAUCAUUGGCUUUUUUAAUUGAAAAUAAAUUAACCAAACAACAAUACCUAAAUACAAGACUUGGAGCAAAGAAAAAAAAUUGUGAUAUAUACUCACCGUAUGCAAGUAUUCUAGAGGCAAAAAAAUUGUUAUCCAGAUAAUUUGCAUAUUUCCGAAAGUAAUUGUUUGGUUCCUAUGCAAAACCUCCUUUUAGGACAUUUAUCAGAGGAGGCUCAAGAAUCUCGAAAUAAAGAUUACAAAAUGUACAGAAGACACCACACAAGAAAAAUUUCAAAAAUAAACAUAAACAAAGACCUCUUACAUGUGUUAUUAAUAUCAUCUGACUCUUUAAUAUCGUCCAUAAGAUUAUUUCCAAAAAAAAAAAAAAAUUACAAGACUUAUCAAAUGAAGCUAAAUCGUUAUUGAAUGUAAUGCAGUUAGACGAAACAAAUUUGAACAGUAAUUGUGAUAGUGAUAGUGACAUUACUAUAAUAUAUUGUUACGUACUUUUUUAUAGUUAUAUUACUUACAAUGUUAAAUAUUGAUAAAUGUAUAUAAUUUAAUUUUAAAAAUUAAAAACAUCCCCUAUUACCCAUUACUAGGGGUUGAUUACAGAAUGAAUAUUAUAUUUAGAUACACCCUUAGAACAUGUAAAUUAAUUGAUGUUUAAUAUACAAGUUUUAUGAACAUUUAGGAAAGUAGCUUUUUUUACCCCUAAUUAGGGGCUGAUUUAAAAACUGAUAAGAAAUUUGGAUUCAGCCUAUUAAAAACUAAUAGAAUUGAUAUUUAACAUAAUUUUUUUAACUCAUAUUAAGAAGGUAUUAAUUAAUGUAAGCUAAUUUACAAUACAGACUACUGUGCGCCUCCGGGACGGAAUUCGGUCUUCAGUUAUGGAAUCAUAGGGGGCCCAGGACGGAAUUCGGUACCAGCUAUAAAUUGUAAUAAAGAGUGCUAAACAAGUCAAUAAAGAACUAUAAGUUUAAAAUCGGUAUUUUUACCGUACUACUUGGGAGAGUUGACGUUUUCGUAUUUUAUAAU